This is a messenger RNA of Hyaloscypha bicolor E, 1653 nucleotides long. RefSeq names its product dolichyl-diphosphooligosaccharide--protein glycosyltransferas-like protein 48 kDa subunit. The transcript has 4 exons. Gene Ontology annotation, cellular component: oligosaccharyltransferase complex; endoplasmic reticulum membrane. The coding region runs from base 47 to 1471 and encodes 474 amino acids. The record is from RefSeq and is a predicted model, not a curated record. Lineage: Eukaryota; Fungi; Ascomycota; Leotiomycetes; Helotiales; Hyaloscyphaceae.
CAGGACGCGCAACUGUCACCGAAAUUCUUACAACAACGACAACGACAUGCGGUGGCUACUUUCUUUUCUUCUGCUGGGGCUUCUGUCCGUGGUACACGCGGUGAGCUCUAGUGGAAACAAAUUGUUGGUAGUACUGGAGGAAUUGGCGGACAAGGCGAAAUACUCGAAAUAUCUGGCGGACCUGGAGAGCAGAGGAUUUAAAACCACAAUCGAAUCACCAAAAGCUGAAAAGAUUGCAUUGUUCGAGCUGGGCGAGAGAGCUUAUGACCACCUCCUCCUGUUACCAGCAAAGUCGAAAGGCCUUGGACCAAAUCUCACACCUAAGCUUCUCCUCGAUUUCAUCAAUGCUGGCGGAAAUAUCCUGCUAACCCUCGACUCUACCCACCCAACUCCCUCCGCCCUGGUAUCACUCCUCCUUGAACUCGAUAUCCACCUACCUACAGAUCGCAAUGCCCUCGUGGUGGAUCACUUCAAUUUCGACACACUCAGCGCCGCAGAAAAACAUGAUGUGGUUCUCGUUCCCCGACCAGACGCCCUUCGGCCAGACGUGAAGAACUUCUUCAAGGGAGACGGUAAAGGUGGAGAAGUCAUUGCUUUCCCAAGAGGCGUUGGACAGACCUUAGGCAACACGAGUCCACUAUUGACCCCAAUUCUUCGAGCUCCUCGCACUGCCUACUCAUACAAUCCUAAGGACGAUGUGGAUGGAGUGGAGGACCCAUUCGCAGUCGGAACGCAACUCUCCUUGAUCACCACAAUGCAAGCAAGGAAUUCAGCACGCUUCACUGUUAUUGGUGCAGCUGAGAUGCUGGAGGAUGCUUGGUUUGAUGCCAAGGUUAAGCGCAGUGUUGGCAUGGGUGGUGUUGGAAGUGAUGCGAAGCAGGUGAAGACUUCCAACCAAGCUUUCGUCAAGGAGGUUACAGGAUGGACAUUCAACGAGAUUGGUGUUUUGAAGGUUGGGAAGAUUGAGCACUACCUCAAUGAAGUUGGAGUCAAGAGCAACGUCACUAACCCAAAGAUUUAUAGAGUGAAGAACGAUGUGACAUACAACAUUGAACUCUCGGAAUGGUCUUGGGAUCACUGGGAAGCAUUUACUCCUCCCACUGGUGAUGUGGUCCAAUUAGAAUUCUCCAUGCUGUCACCCUUCCACCGCCUCCCUUUGAAGGUUGCUAGCACCACCAAAACCUCUACGACCUACACUACAAGCUUCAAGCUCCCAGACCAACACGGCAUCUUCAACUUCAAGGUCAACUACAAGCGACCAUUUUUCUCCAAUGUGGAGGAGAAGAACACUGUUACCGUCCGCCACUUUGCGCACGACGAGUGGCCAAGGAGUUGGGUUAUUAGCGGUGCAUGGCCUUGGAUUGCAGGUAUCGGAGUUACAGUUACAGGAUGGGUGGCGUUUGUUGCACUUUGGCUUUGGAGCAAGCCUGUGCCGUUGAAGUUGACGACUUCCGGGAGGAAAAUACAGUAGACAUGCACGGAACUGGGUUGGGAAUCUGUAUCUGUAUGAUGAAAAUAAAAGUGUAUAGGGCAUAGAUGCAGUGUCAUUAAAGUUUGGGCAAUUUAGCAAUUUAUAGGUUUCAUCUGAAGUUCGUUUCGUCUGAAUUUUAGGAGGCGAUCAGAUAUCGUUUUAUGCCCAUUGGUUUCCUACCC